Messenger RNA from Dama dama (fallow deer), 2611 nucleotides. RefSeq names its product disintegrin and metalloproteinase domain-containing protein 32-like. The transcript has 23 exons. The coding region runs from base 106 to 2376 and encodes 756 amino acids. Gene Ontology annotation, cellular component: plasma membrane. Gene Ontology annotation, biological process: binding of sperm to zona pellucida; cell adhesion; proteolysis. NCBI's taxonomy places the organism in Eukaryota, Metazoa, Chordata, Mammalia, Artiodactyla, Cervidae. Gene Ontology annotation, molecular function: metalloendopeptidase activity. The record is from RefSeq and is a predicted model, not a curated record.
UGAGUACCCGGCUCUCUCGUAGGUAGCCUCGCGAGAGCGCGGCUCACCAAAGGCCAACGGUCGCAGGGCUCAGUGUCCUCUCAAAAAAAGCCCAGAAGUCACACCAUGUUCCGCUUAAUGAUGUGGCUAGCGGGUCUCCGUGGCUUGCUAACGUCAAGACCCGAUUUUCAAAAUUCAUUUCUACAAAUCAUACUUCCAGAGAAAAUCCAAGCAAAUACAAGUGAUAAUUCAGAAGUAGAAAAUGAACAGGUAUCCUAUAGUAUUUCAAUAGAUGAGAAACCAUAUACUGUGCACCUUAAGCAAAGAUCUUUUUUAUCAAAUAAUUUCAUGGUUUAUAUGUAUAAUCAAGGAUCUAUGAAUUCUCAUUCUUCAAAUAUUCAGGCUCAAUGCUACUACCAAGGAUAUAUUGAAGGAUAUCCGAAUUCUUUUGUCACACUUAGCACGUGCUCUGGACUGAGAGGAAUAUUGCAGUUUGAAAAUGUUUCUUAUGGAAUUGAGCCUCUGGAAUCUGCAGUUGAAUUUCAGCAUCUUCUUUACAAAUUAGGGAAUGAAAAGAAUGAAUUUGCAGUUCUUCCUGAAAAGAACCAAGACACAGAACAAAACCCAAUGGACUAUAACAUUUUUAUAAGUGAAAAACCAGAAUCAACUGUUUCAGAUUUAAUUCCCCUUUAUCUAGAAAUGCAUAUCGUGGUAGACAAAGCUUUGUUUGAUUACCUGGGCUCUGAUAGCAUGAUAGUAACAAAUAAAGUCAUCGAAAUUAUUGGCCUUGUAAAUUCGAUGUUUGCCCAAUUUAAAGUUUCUAUUGUGCUGUCAUCUUUGGAAUUGUGGUCCGAUAAAAAUAAGAUCUCUACAGUUGGUGAGGCAGAUGAAUUAUUGCAUAGAUUUUUAGAAUGGAAAAAGUCCUAUCUUACCCUGAGGCCUCAUGAUAUUGCAUAUCUAUUCAUCUUUAGAGAUUAUCCAGAUUAUUUGGGAGCAACAUUUCCUGGAAAGAUGUGUGCUACCAGUUAUUCUGCAGGAAUUGUUUUGUAUCCCAAGGAGGUAACUUUGGAGGCAGUUUCAGUUAUUGUUACCCAGAUGCUGGGACUCAGUCUGGGAAUAUCAUAUGAUGACCCAAAGAAAUGUCGAUGUUCAGGAGCCAUCUGCAUAAUGAGUACAAAAGCCCUGCAAUCCAGUGGUAUGAAGACUUUUAGCGAUUGCAGUUUGAGGGACUUUGAAAACUUCAUUUCAAACGUGGGGGCCCAGUGUCUUCAGAAUAAGCCACAAAUGCAGAGACAUCGAGCAUCAAUCUGUGGCAAUGGCAGAGUGGAGGAAAAUGAAGUCUGUGACUGUGGUACUGAGGAACAAUGUGGGCCUGACAACUGUUGUAAUCCUCGUACUUGUGUGCUGAAACCAGGUUCAGAAUGUGAUAAAGGAUUAUGCUGCAACAACUGUAAAUUUAUGCAAGCAGGUGCUACAUGUAGGCCCAUUGCACAUCCUGAAUGUGAUAUUCCUGAGGUUUGUAAUGGAAGCUCUGGAAGGUGUCCGGCUGAUAUAACUAUACUCAAUGGACGGAAAUGUGAAGGAGGAAAAGCUUUUUGUUAUGAUGGAGGCUGCCAAGAUAUUGAUGCACGUUGUGAGAGUGUAUUUGGAAAAGGUUCAAAAAAUGCUCCAUUUGCCUGCUAUGAAGAAAUACAGUCUCAAACUGAUAGAUUUGGGAACUGUGGUAAAGAAGGACCCAGAUAUACAUUUUGCCCAUGGAGGAGUCUUAUAUGUGGAAGAUUAAUCUGUACCUACCCACUUCAAACUCCUUUCCUUCGAGACAGUGCUUCUGUGAUUUAUGCUUUUGUGCGAAGUACUGUGUGUAUAACAAUGCACUAUGAAACAGUGGGUACAGAAGACCCGCUCGUGGUCAAUAAUGGCACUAUUUGUGAUAAAGAGAGGAUUUGUGUAAAUCGUGAAUGUUUAGAAGUAGGGCCGUUUAUAGACAAAUUAAAUCAUUGUUCAGCAAAGUGCAAUGGAAAUGGAGUGUGCACUUCCACGAUGAUAUGCAAUUGUACUGGUGGCUACAGACCUCCAGAUUGCAGAGUGAGAUCCAGAAUAUCGCCUGGGGAACAGGGUUUACCCACGGAAAGAACUUCUGAGAAGGGUGGGAAGAAGCAGUGGCUUUUGGCUAUCUACAUUGCUUUACCUGUUCUUGUUGUAGCAAUAAUAAUAGCUGCUUCAUGGAAGCUUUCGAAAAAGUGGUUUAGCAAGAAAGAGGAAUCCCAAAGUAGUGGGUCAGAAGGUGGCACUCACAGAAAUGUCACCAGGUCCACAUCAGAAAGUAGCAGUCAAUCAGAUACUGUCAGAUCGAAGUCAGAAAGUAGUGCCCAAACAAAUCGCAGCAGUAACUCAUAAUUCCUUCAGAAGGCAAUGGAUAUCACUGGGGGUCUCACUGAGAAAUGAAAAUUCAACCUUUUCUCCCCUGGUCACAGCUGACAGAAAACAAUAAACCAAGAUGGACCAAUUUGCAGGAGCGUCUGUUUUUAUUUCCUCUCCCACCCCGAGGCACAGUUUUGCCAUGUCAGGGCCCUUGACUGAAGACAGUCAGUCUGAACUCUCAUCAACUCCCUGAGCUCUUCUCCACAGCUCU